GAGCAAAUACAGUCGCAGCUGGAGAGCCUCAGGAGAGAGAAAGGAGAACUGGAGAAACGGGAAAGGAAGGAGCGAUGGAUCUGCCAGGACUAUCUGGAAAAAGUGAAGGCAGAGAGGCAGAAGAUUGUGCCUGAAUUUAAGCAGCUGCGACAGUACCUGGAGGAACAAGAGUGCCUGCUGCAGGCUCAGCUGGGAGAGCUGGAGAAGCAGAUUAAAACAAGAUUGAAAGAAAAUGCUGCUAAAUUCUCCAAGAAGAUUAUUUAUCUGGAUGGCCUGAUCAAGGAGAAGGAGUGUCAGCUGUCAGGACACGAGUCCCUGCAGGAUGCUGGUGAUGUUUUGAGCAGGUGUGAGAGGGCAAAACUCCAGCAAAAGGAGCAGAUGAGCCACGAGCUGAAGAAGGAGCCCGGCGUCUGCUCGCAAAAAGCUCCCAUGCUAGAGGAGAUGGCAAGAAAACCCCAAGAUGCUUUGACAACUGACACAGGGGAGGGAGUGGAGGAAUCACAGGGACCGUACACAAAAGUGAACGUGACUCUGGAUCCAGACACAGCUCAGUCCCGGCUCGUCUUGUCAGAAGAUCAGAGAAGUGUGAUGCAGGGAGCCACACAGCAGAGCCAGCUUGACAACCCAGAGCGAUUUGACCCAUGGCCUUGUGUGCUGGGCUGUGAGGGAUUCGACUCGGGGCGACCAUGCUGGGAGGUGGAGGUGGGCUAUGGGUCGUGCUGGGCUGUGGGGGUGGCCCUGGAGUCCGUGAAGAGGAAGGGACCAAUUGACAUGAGCCCCAUGGGGGGGAUCUGGGCGGUGGGGCAGUAUAAGGAGAAGUUCCAGGCUCUCACUUCCCCAUCUCCCACCCCUGUCCUCGCCAGCACGGUCCCCCGGAGGGUGCGGGUCUGUCUGGACCAUGCAGGGGGACAGGUGAUGUUUGUCAACGUGGACAGCGAGGCUGUGAUUUUCACUUUCCCGCGAGCCAUGUUUGCGGGGGAGCAAAUCCACCCCUGGUUCUGGGUGGGUAAGGCGUCCCAGCUCAAACUGUGUCCUGAGACCUGA
Molecule: messenger RNA, 1044 nt
Organism: Fulmarus glacialis (Northern fulmar)
Lineage: Eukaryota; Metazoa; Chordata; Aves; Procellariiformes; Procellariidae
Product: zinc finger protein RFP-like
Exons: 6
Molecular function (GO): protein binding
Source: RefSeq, a predicted model, not a curated record